UCAUAAACCACGUGACCAGCACAUAAUUCAGCUGUCAGCUGAUUUGGUGCCCGGACUGGACGUGUUUUACAAAAACUUACCAAGAAGUUCAGGUUUAACAGAUCGUGAUGCGGGGCCCCGGCCUAUGGUUGGUCGUGUGGCUGACCGCUGCUGUUCUCUCCUCCUCCCUAGGCCAGACUUGUAAUGGGUCGAUGCUUCCUUGGCGUACCGCCGAUGGAACCGACCCUAUCAAGAUGGCGCGAGGAAACGUGACAGUGGUGGCGCUGCUGUUGGCCAGUUGACCAAUGUGUCAACAACAAGCAGAAGGCCUGGAAACAUUAAGAAAAGCAUUCCAUAAUGGAGGCCAAAAAGACAUUUCAUUUAUCAUUGUUAACCAUGUUAGAGCAAAGGACUUUAUUGACGAACUCAAGAGACGUGUGUCUUUCCCUGUGUACCAGGAUGAGCCCACCUUAAUGAUACAACAAAAACUUAAUGGUGGAAUCGAUGAUCUAUUUAUAUAUGACAGGUGUGGUACACUUGUGCAUCAUUUGAGAAAACCAGACAGCCUCAUAACAACAGGGACCAUGCAAAGUAAAAUUUUGUCAACAUACCUGGACAAUCCAUGCAACUGUAGUGUCAAUUCUAAGGCCAAAGUCGUAACAAAAGUACAUACAACUGAACAAAGAACUAAUGUACAGAGGACCUCUUUUUCCUCUGUCAUUCGCCGACGCAGGCAUGCAAUUAGAAACAGAGGUUCAUCUCUUGUAUCAAUGAACAGUGUUGCCUUACGCGGCGGCCGUGUUCCAAAAUGAACAACGCACAGGUGAACAGCGAUGCGUCGCAACCGUGCCUUGCGUAAUUUAUUGGUACAAAGGUUAUGAAAAUUUAUAAAGAAAUAUCGGUCUAGUUACGAGCCCCAACACUCUUGUAUCUGUCCCCAUCCAUCUUCAGCCCUGAAAGAAGAGUGUGCUUGAUACAGUUAUGGUAGUUCUGAUGCAAUUAGCUUCUGAUCUUGUCAAGAACGCAGUUCAACUGUUUACAGUGAAUGUCUCUGUUACAAUUGUCCUGCAUUCCGUAGACGUCACCGACAGCAGUUCUUGGCUGAUAAUACCAACUGAGAACUGCUGUCGAGCUGACAUUGUAACCAAGAGAAAGGACUGUCAUCCACAGACUGCUCUUGACAACAUCAGCUUACUGCAUUAGCACGAUCACCAAUGUGACACUGUCACCUUGAAGCAGACGAUUCUUUGGAAGACUGUCAGUGACAGGGGUCUAGAGGAUCCUGAUCCUGACAGGAAGAGGGUUCCAACAUUCAGUGACAGUGACCGUCAGAGGGCGCUUCCUGUCUCUGACAGAGUGGAUCACCCACUUGACAAUGACAUCAACUACCAUCAAACAAUAUCUCCUGACAGUGACAAAGCAAUCCAGGGGAAAUAGGCUCUCAGACCUGACAGUGACAUCACGGGGAAGGUGAUUGUCUUUGACAAUGUCAACAGUCACACCUGGGUGAUGUCUCCUGACAGUGACCCAUGGGAAAUACAGUUGACGCAUAUGUCAGUUGUACCAAUCCUAAUGCAUUGACUGGAAGGUGACAGUGACCAAUGCAGACUAGUGUUAAUCGUAACUGACAAUGACAUAGUGGACGAUCGAAUGAAAAUUCUUGAUCGUGACAACAUAGCGCAGGGUCUUGACAAUGACAACAACUGGACAGCCAAAAUCUCUCCUGACAGUGUUUAGAUCAACAGGAGACAGAAACCUGAUCGUGACAAUCCUCCCUAGACUCCACUGACAAUUCUGACUGACAGUGACAUUCUGUGAGCGGAGCUUGACAAUGACAAACUCAGACAUCUAGCGGCAUUGUCUGACAAGAGAGAGAUGGUCGAUCUUGACAGUGACACCCUAUGUGACAAUGACAGGCCGGUUCCUGACAGUGUCGACCAGGAACAUCUGAUAGGGCGCCCUGUCUCUGACAGCGCCAGACCUGACAGUGACAGUACUAGAUUUCCUUUGAUGGUUGCUUUGCAUUGGAGGUCAUGUUUGAUGUUGUAGUUUUUGUGAAUCUUCGAAAAGACUAUCAUCCUUUGUACUAAUCCCAGGAACGAGAAUUAACAUGUAUAUCUUAUAUGCUGUGUAAUUCAUCUUUCUUUAAUGAGUGUUAUCAAAAUGUUAUGCAUUGAAUCCGUUUCCUCCUCUGUAUAUGAGAACUUCCAGAUAAAACCCAAAAGGUCUCUGUAAGUUUGAUCAGAUCAGAGGAAGGACGUGAUUCAAGCUAAUUUUGAUAACGCUGAAUAAAUGGCUGUGUUUUACAACUCAGGUGUAAACUUUUUAAAUUAAUGUACUCUAUUUGAAAAAGUAGCAUUCAAAAGUUUUUAUUGUAUUUUAAAAAUUUUUUCUGGUAUUUUUUUUAUGAAAGUGUAUAACAAAUUUGGGUAAACUUCUUUUGUAAAAACAAAAUCCAAAACAAUCUAUGUAUGAAUUAUUCUUAUUGUAAAACUUUUAGAACUGUUCUGCGUCAUAUUCUUUAGCAGUGAAAUGUUUUGAAAUUUUUUAAAAAAGAUUACUUGGUUAAUGUAAUAUUUGACAUUGAUAUGUUAUUACUUAAAACUAUAUCAUUUGAGAAAAUGUUGCUAGUAUGAACUGAAUGCAAGCUGAAUGAGGUGAAAUCUAUCCGUGUAGAAUAUGCUUUGGUUGUCUAUGAAGGGCCAUUCCUAAACUUUAAAGAGAGGGGUGGGCCAGAAAUUUAGAGAUUUACAUCAUAUUCCACAUUGAUAUUGUUUCCAGAGAGAAAGGCUACCAUUUUUAAUUUUAAUAAGACACUGUAUUUGUUAACAUUGAAAAAUAAAACAAAAACUGGAUACCUCAA
This is a messenger RNA of Saccostrea cuccullata (small rock oyster), 2842 nucleotides long. RefSeq names its product selenoprotein Pb-like. The record is from RefSeq and is a predicted model, not a curated record. Bases 285 to 791 code for a protein of 168 amino acids. Lineage: Eukaryota; Metazoa; Mollusca; Bivalvia; Ostreida; Ostreidae. Gene Ontology annotation, biological process: selenium compound metabolic process. Gene Ontology annotation, molecular function: selenium binding. Gene Ontology annotation, cellular component: extracellular region. The transcript has 4 exons.